UCAUUAUUUUAUAGUUCAAAACUGUUACGAUACCUAGCUAUUAGUUAUAAUUACUGUGAAUACUGAAUACGCAUGGAAUAAAUAUGCUUAAAUAUUUAGCUGUUGUUUCUUCGUUAUUAAUAUUUGUAGAAGCCAUUCAAAGAUGGCAUACAUCACAAAUAAUGUUAACAAAAUUAUAUGACGUGCAAAACGAUCAUUUUAAUGUCUUGGAUAAUUACGCGAAUUUGGAGACAAAACGUUUGGAAGAAUUAAAAAAUUAUGUAGCUGCAGUAUAUGAAUGGCGUGAUAACAUAAAAACCAAAAAACAAUUCUUACACGAUCACAUGGAUGUUUUUAAAGUGAUGACACAAAUGCUCCAACAUUAUUUUCAGAUUGAUGAUUUAAUAAAAAAUAAAAAAUCCUUAGAAGCGUUUAAAGAUAUUGACGAGCACAAAGAUCUUAGUGGUGAACAUAUUGUAUUGUUGGCACAUCGAGCAUUGAGGAGAUUACAAUUAUUUUAUGCAAUUCCUGCAUCAGACAUGUCGGCAGGUAGAUUUAAUGAAAAAGUUAUAGGCGAUCGAAUGGAUGCAUGUGAAUGUUGCGUCAUGGCGAAGUACUGUUUAGAGGGAAACGAUCCGUAUGGCGUCCUAGAUUGGGCCGUUGAAGCCUAUGGAAAAUGGGAGAGUGAAGGUCGACCAGAAUGUGUAGAUCCCGACAUUUUAAAUUACUACAUAGUAUCAUCAUCGGUGUAUACAGGAUUUAACUUUAUGAAUUUAAUAAUUCUAAGUGGACCAAAUUACCAAGAAUAUACUGAAAAAUUUGAGCGGUAUUAUCGCCUUAUGAAAAACGAAUUAUUUGAACUAGAAAAGGAAAGUACAACGGAUAUAAUGGAAGUAUAUGAAUAUUCGAUUGGACAUGGAUACAUGAAAGACUUUAGAAAUUUGUGUAAGCAUGGGGUAUCACGAACAUUAACAAAAUACUCAAAAUGUAGAUACCAAACGAACAAUUUAUUUUACCGAAUAUUGAUGCCCUUUAAAGAAGAAGACAUUAAUAGUGAGCCUCUCAUUAAAAUAUAUCAUGAUGUAUUAUAUGAUGACGAAAUCUUGAAAAUUAAAACGUUGGCGUUAGAAAACAUGAAAGAUGCAACAGUCAAAUCAGUUGAUGGUAAAGGUGAUUCAUUAAUAGAAAAAACACGCUCAGGUCAAGUCUACUGGAUUUCCAAAGUCGAUGCUGUUGAAUAUUUAGAUGCACUGGAUACUCGUAUUGAAUCUUUUACCGGAUUUUCUACAAAGACAGCUGAGCAAUAUCAAAUAGUUAAUUAUGGUUUGGGUGGUCAUUAUUUACCGCAUCAUGAUUCGUUUGCAAAAGCAAUUUUGACUGAUGUUCAAAACGAUGGUUAUACGUCAUUUCCUCUGCUAAAUAUUAUUGCUCCUGCUGAAAAAGGAGCUGCGUUGGUUUGGAAUAAUUUGCAUAUGUCUAAUGGACAAAAAUUCUAUGAAUCUCUUCAUGGAUCAUGCCCUUUAUUGAAAGGAAAUAAAUGGAUUAUGACUAGAUGGCUGUACGAAGAAGGACAACAUUUGCCUUAUGAUUGGAAAAAUAAUGUACAAAUAAUAUAAUAUACGAUGAAAUAACAAUUUUUUGUGAAAACAGUAAUAAAAUAUCUCUUGAGCAAUCUAUUUCUAUUCUAUUUUUAUAGUCUUCCACUAUUACUGCUAUUCACAUAGUAAUUAUGUAUAGGUACAAUUACAUUCUCAACCAAUUAAAUAAGGUAAAUUAUCGUUGAUUGCGAAAAAUGUUUAUUUAAAUGAUAAUAAUUGUUUUGUUGUUAGACAAAAUCUAAGUACUUAUACUAUUUGUAAAAAAUCUGCCAAGAAUCUUGAAAACAAUUUAAUCAAGAACGCUCGUUUUUUAGUUACAAUAUUGGGUUUUUUAAAAGUAAGUAAGCCAUAGGCACAAAUUAGGUUGAUAUGGGGAAUCAAUUAGCUUUUAGCAUCCCAAAAACUGAACAGAUACAUGAUGUAUUUUUAUAUUGAUAUCAUAAUUUAGUCAUUUCUCAGAUUUCAUCAAAAUACCCUUGCCGUCCCCCUCAUAAAAAAAUGCGGAGCUUACUGGUGCCUAUAUAUUAUAUAGUAUAGUACUUUUACUACACGAUUUCAACGGAUAUUGGUUUUCCUAAGUUCCCCCAUCACAAUAUUUAUGUACAGUAUUUGUAUUUUCAAAGCCACUGUGUCAUUUAUACAAAAUACUAAAUACAUACCUAACUGAAUAAACAAUCAUAAUUAUUACUCUCGUAAGUUCAUGAUAUUUAUUGUUUCGUUAUAAAUUAUAAUAACAUACCUGCUACCUUAAAUUAUAUUAUAAUAACACACUAUAGGCCGGUUGCACAAAACUAUAUUGGUUCAAUAAAUAGUUAUUGAUCCAAUAAGUUGAGUUAUUGAAUCGAUAAAAAUUAAAAUACGUUGCACAAAGUUAUUGAACCAAUAAGUUAUCGACCAUUAGUCACUAUUGAUCCAUAAAUUUAUAGGCCUGAUUUUGGUCCAAUAAGUUUUAUUGGUUCAAUAAAAUAAAAUUAAUGAAACCUUAUCAACAUAUCUUCCGUUAUCAACAUCUUUAUAUUAUCACAGAACAAUAUUAUCAAAAUAUUAAUGAACCAUAACCCUAAAUAAUUGAACCACUCUGAACCAUUAUGGUAUGUGGCUCAAAAUAUAAUAAUAUAAGAAAUGAUUUGUGCAACGAUUUUUAAUAUUUAUCUAUCGAUAAAAUAUUUUAUCAAACCGAUAAAGCCUAUAGAGCCAAUAAGUUAUAGGAUCAAUACAUUUUUUUUUGUGCAACCGGCCCUAAAUAUUUUAGAUUCUGAGUGGAACGAUGAAUGUAUUGAUUUUAUAAUGAUGUGUGUUUUUUAUAAUUUUUUUUUUAUUUUUGUGUCUGUGUACACGAUUAGUAGUCGAAAUAAUGCUCCGAUUUUCAACUUCGGUAUCUUGUUUUAUGGGAAAGUGAAUCUAGUUGGUACUUUUGGGAGGUAAAAAUUCUUAAUUCUCAAUAGCUUUUAA
Acyrthosiphon pisum (pea aphid) is the source of this 3029-nucleotide messenger RNA. RefSeq names its product prolyl 4-hydroxylase subunit alpha-2. Lineage: Eukaryota; Metazoa; Arthropoda; Insecta; Hemiptera; Aphididae. The record is from RefSeq and is a predicted model, not a curated record. The transcript is spliced from 9 exons. Gene Ontology annotation, molecular function: protein binding; procollagen-proline 4-dioxygenase activity; iron ion binding. Gene Ontology annotation, biological process: peptidyl-proline hydroxylation to 4-hydroxy-L-proline. The coding region runs from base 84 to 1595 and encodes 503 amino acids. Gene Ontology annotation, cellular component: endoplasmic reticulum.